Molecule: messenger RNA, 2343 nt
Organism: Orussus abietinus
Lineage: Eukaryota; Metazoa; Arthropoda; Insecta; Hymenoptera; Orussidae
Exons: 8
Coding region: 316-1926 (536 amino acids)
Source: RefSeq, a predicted model, not a curated record
UCCACUGUGUUUUCAUCCACGAUAGGUCUAGUUGCGAAAGGGAUAGGGUCCCGAAUUUCCAUCGCCUCUUUUGAUAACUCCCUAAGCCUUAAAGAAGAAGUUGCGCUCCCCUAAGACCAGCGUUAAUUAUAAAGAAAAUACCGAAAAAAACAUCGACCCAUUUGUGAUAAAGUGUUAAGAGACUAGAUCUGGUCUCAAGAGAGGAAUUCCGAAAUUCAUUGAUUCUUGAAGGCCUCCAUCGAUCAGGGACGAUGCCGAUGUGACCGUCCCAUAAUCGGGGUCUGAUCCGCGUUGAUUAAGAUAUUCAUUCUAAUUAUGAAGUACAUAUGUGCGGGGCUUGUGAUUGCAAUUGUCGCGGCAUGUACUUGCGGAGCUCGCGGUGAUUGCACCUCGCGUACGCAGAUUUCCUUUCUUACGAGCCUCCACGAUGACCCGACUUGCAGAAGACUAUCACCUAAGGGUGUUCUUUUAGCCGAAGCUUCGCAGUUCUUGAUAGAGGCUCACAACAAUCGCACCAGUGGGAACAAAAUAGAGGUUGCUGUACUGGAUACUUGUAACAGUAUCACAGGUGCGGUUAAAGCGACGAUGAAGGCAUUAGUUCUGGCGGACAUGAAUUGUCUGCAGCCACCGCAACAUCUAGGUUUCAUCGGACCGGACAGCGCGUCCAAUGUAGAGGCGGUGCAGAAAGUCACGUCCGUCCUCAAAGUGCCACAUAUCGUUAAAAAAUCCUCCGACUCGCCGUACAUGCACCGUUUGGUCAAAGAAUCGGACUCCUACAUCGUGCAGGGCACUUUGAAGGUAAUUGAAGCCUUGAAAUGGAAAUCGUUCACUUUGGUGGCUUAUCCCGAUGAAGACGGAGAGGACGACAUACAAAAUAUCGCCCGGAAGCUCACCAAUGGAGCCAUUUUGAAAAACUUGUGCGUAAUGGUGCACGAUGACGAGAGUGACGAUUUUACGUCCCACGUUGUACACAUCGGACAGCCCGAGCCUGGGUUUUUGUCGAAACCGGCUAACGCUACCAUUUUAGUGGUUAGCGAAGGAAACGUGGAGGAACUCCUUAAUGGCAUGAACACCACGAACACGGUUCUUCUUCUUGAAGAUGCGAGAGACGACCUCGAUGGUUUGGAGAGUCGAGUCCUGAAUUCGAAGUUAUGGUCAAAUGACCAAGCCACAUACGACGCCGAAGAGUUAAGAGACGUUCGUUGGCUAGAAGACGCCAUCUUGGUGUACACAAAAUCCCUGGAAACGGUCUGUAAGAAGAAGAAGUGCAGGAACCCGUUGAACCCCGUCGAGUGGAACAACGUGGUGGAGGGUGCGACGUCGAAACAGAACACGGACUCUACGACGGGGUCCAGGACCCUGGAGCUGUUCAUGAAGGGUUCAUCACCCACGGUGGAGGAAUUGGGUAAGAUUGUCGUUAACAAGGGAGCCGCGAAGAUCUACUGGAGAGGCCAGGAGGUGGGAAGCGACGAAGACGACGACGACAGCGAGGAGGAAAGCGACGCCAUUCCGAAGACGCUGAAAAAGGUCCUCGCCAAGGGUAAGGACGUUCGUUCGGGGUGCGCGACAUCCGGCAAAGAGAUCAAGACCCUGACGGAGGACGACGAGCAGGAAGCUGCUCACAUAGUCGUCUCGGAAAUGGACGAUAGCGAGUGGUGGACCAUGGUCGGCACUGUAAGCGGCGUUGGGGUGGCGAUGUUCGCCGUGGGCAUUCUUGCCGUGUACAUCCUUUAUUCCAAUAUUCGGGGCCCUAGAAGCCCAAAAGGGAAGACUAGAACACUAGAGCGAGAUACUAGCCUGAGGAGAGUCGGCAGUGACCGGGAAUUGCCUUCCACGAUAACCAGGAACACCCGUCCACAAAGGGGACCGCAAAGGAGAGACAGCAACAGAAGCAUAAGAAGCAACAUAUCCGAUAAAAGCGUAUGAAGGGAGCUUUCGAUUAUGGAUGUUAGUAAUCGAAUACUAAUUGUAAGGACAAGGUUACGCCGGAAGUGAUGAAUUAUUAGCGUAAUGGGGUUACCAACAACUAGGUACUUCAACGAGGGAAUAUUGGCUAUUGUUCCCGUCACUCCACUUAAUCAAGCAACCAACAGCGAUUAUAUAACAGGGUCUUCGCAGACAAUUCCCGAAUCGAUGGUUUAACCUUCACCUGUUGUGAGAAAGAAAAUCGAAAACCAUCCAUGGAUCACACUAUAUGCACGUGGAAAGAGAUUCGAAAGUGGUUAGGUAUCGCGACAGGGAGAGAAAUAAAUUGUAGAUAAAUUCAACAAUUGUCAUAUGUAUUUAUUGAUAUAAACAAUGGUUAUAUCUAUUCUUCAUUUCACGAAGCGAUCCAUCGUUCGU